Molecule: messenger RNA, 1365 nt
Organism: Hydatigera taeniaeformis
Lineage: Eukaryota; Metazoa; Platyhelminthes; Cestoda; Cyclophyllidea; Taeniidae
Source: the annotation of a GenBank genome assembly
UCGUCGUCCCUUGACAAUACUUUGAUGCUAUGGAAUAUCAAGCCACAGACGCGUGCUUACCGAUUCACUGGACACGAGAGUGCAGUACUCUGUGCUUGUUUUUCUAGAAGUGGCGAAAUUAUUGCAUCGGCCUCCAAGGAUUGUACUGUUAAAUUGUGGAUCCCGAACAUAAAAGGCGAUUCAAUUACGUUCCGUGCCCAUACUGCGGCAGUUAGAUGGGUUGAUUUGUCGCAAGAUGGUACGCGUCUUUGUACGGCCUCUUCUGACAAGUCAGUGAAAGUUUGGAACGUUCAACGGCAGAAAUUUGCCUACAGUUUGAAUAAACACGUAAACUGGGUUCGGUGCUGCAAGUUUUCUCCAGAUUCGCGGCUCAUUCUUUCUAGUUCUGACGAUAAGACCAUCCGUCUUUGGGACUGUCGAAAUCAGGAAUGUGUUAAUGUUUUUUCUGACACAGGAGGGUUCGCGAAUCACAUUGACUUCCAUCCUAGUGAAACCUGUUUUGCUUCUGGCAGCUCUAAUACAACCGUAAAAGUGUGGGAUCUGCGUAUGAGACGUCUAAUUCAGCAAUACGGUGAUCAUACGGCGUCGGUUCAAAAGGUCAGUUUUCACCCGUCCGGAAUCUAUCUUCUGUCUGCCUCGGAAGACUGUACGAUGAAAAUAUUUGACCUCCUAGAGGGGCGUCCUAUUUACACUCUUAGUGGCCAUAAGGGUGCGAUCAGUGCUGCAGCUUUCUCCAUCUCAGGUGAACUCUUUGCGUCUGGUGGUGCCGACGAACAGGUGUUCAUUUGGAAGACGAACUUUGCUGAAUUUUCUGAAUCCCCUAACUGUGCUCGUGACUCCGUAAUGGCAUCAACACAUGUACGAAAGUCCAUUUUGACGGAGCGGUGGCCUCUGCCAGACAUCUACUGUAGCAAACGUUACACGGACGAUGAUGGGAACGCUAAUUCAAAUACUGAUCAAAUCUUAGCUUCGAACAGUCAGCGCCAUAUGGAUGGCUGUAUAAAAACGGCGGCUGACGUUGAGUCCUCCUCCUUCACUGCAACGGAGCCUUCUAAGAAUCCCUCUUCUCUUCCGCUUUCUUCGAGGGCUAACCAACAACAGGAGGGUGGAGAUGCUACUCCUGCUGAAAGGUCAGCUCAUAUCUCAAUAAAGGAGAAGGUUUCAUCGGUUCCUGAGUGCAUUGCUUCCACGCUUGCCACGAUGACGGCUCAGUUGAACAUCCUCACACAGGCCGUCCUCAUCGCGACUGUAUUCAUUCCUGGUAGGCAUAUCAUAGCCACUCCUUGGAGCGUUUUUACUGCUCAACGGGGCACUUUUUUACUGACUCGCGCAGCCUCACAUAACCGUGCUAUAAUCGAGUCAUAA